This is a messenger RNA of Rotaria sordida, 894 nucleotides long. The record is from the annotation of a GenBank genome assembly. Lineage: Eukaryota; Metazoa; Rotifera; Eurotatoria; Philodinida; Philodinidae.
AUGUUUAUUCGAUUGAAUUGUUUUCGAAUUAUUUUUCAACGUUAUCAUUCAACAAAGCCUACACCACAUCAACAAGCUAUGAUGGCACGUGGUCUACCAAAACGAACACCAAUUGAAGGUGUUCAACAUGUUAUUGCUGUUGGUUCAGGCAAAGGUGGUGUUGGUAAAUCUUCUAUAAGUGUUAAUAUAGCUCUUGCAUUAUCUCGUUUAUCUUAUCGAGUUGGAAUAUUGGAUGCAGAUAUAUUCGGUCCAUCAAUUCCAACAUUACUCAAUUUACGUAAUCAUAAAGCAACAACAAUAACAAAAACAAAUCUUAUUGAACCAUUAAUUAAUUUCAAUUUAAAAUGUAUGUCAAUAGGAUUUUUAACUAAAUCUGAUGGAGCUAUUGUAUGGCGUGGUCUUAUGGUAAUGCAAGCUAUUGAAAAACUUCUUCGACAAGUUGCUUGGUCUCCAUUAGAUUAUUUAAUUAUUGAUUUACCACCAGGUACAGGUGAUGUACAAUUAUCUAUAGCACAGCUAAUUCCAUUAUCUGGUGUUAUUGUGGUAACAACACCACAAGAACUUUCAUUAGUUGAUGUACGAAAAGCAAUUGAAAUGUUUCGUCUUGUUCAUGUACCUAUAAUUGGUAUUGUAGAAAAUUUUUCAACAUAUUUUUGUUCAAAAUGUAGUCAUGAAGAAAAAAUUUUCGGUGAAAAUGGUGGUCAAUUAUUAGCAAAUGAAUUUCAUUUAAAUAUUCUUCAAUCCUUACCUAUUGAUAUACAUUUUCGACGAGCAUGUGAUGAAGGUCGUCCAAUUAUACAAGAAAAUGAAACAAUGUUAUGCUCAAAAUUUAAUAAUCUAGCAAAACAAAUAAUUGAAUUUAUACAUACAAAACAAACUACAACAAUAGAAUAA